AUGGCCUGGAGUCGUGUAGUCCUGUUGUUGCUGGUGGCGGCCACUCUGGGGCCAGGGUUGAGCCACCGGCCACAGCCCGAGCCUGGCCUCCCAGGCCUGCGGUACAGCUACGACUGUGGGGUCCAGGGUAUGCAGCUGCUGGUGCUCCCCGGGCCAGGCCGGACGGUCCGCUUCAAGGUGGUGGAUGAAUUUGGAAACCAGUUGGACGUGAACAACUGUUCCAUCUGCUACCACUGGAUCACCUCCAAGCCCCAGGGGGCUGUGGUAUUCUCUGCUGAUUACAGAGGCUGCCACGUGCUGGAGAAGGAUGGGCGUUCCCACCUGACGGUGAUUGUAGAAGCCCUGCUGCCUGAUGGCCUUGUUGAUGCAGUACAAGAUGCCACUUUGAUCUGUCCUAAGCCCGACAGCUCCUGGACUCUGGACUCCCACUUGGUGCCACCCACCAUGUCUUCACUCUCUACCCCUCAUGCUGUUUCCCUCCACCCCACCUCUGGCCACCCCUCCCCUGGCUCCAGCCAUGCCUUUCCCAGUCUGCUGUUACCAGAUCACAGCUCCAUCCAUCCAACCCCUGCCUCAUCAUCCCUGGGACCUGGACCUACAGGCUCCACCCUGGCUCAACCCCAGCAGAACACCCUGGAACACUGGGAUGUCGACAAGCCAGCUUACAUAGGUACCCAUCUGACCCAGGAGCAGUGCAGGGUGGCCACUGGGCACAUCCCCUGCACAGUAAGAAGAAAUUCAAAAGAAGCCUGUCAGCAGGCUGGCUGCUGCUAUGACAAUACCAGAGAGGUUCCGUGUUACUAUAGCAACACAGCUACUGUGCAGUGCUUCAGAGAUGGCUACCUCGUCCUGGUGGUGUCCCAAGAAACAGCCUUGGCACACAGGAUCACACUGGCCAAUGUCCACCUGGCCUAUGCCCCCACCAGCUGCCCCCCAGCCCAGAAGACAGGUGCUUUUGUGGUCUUCCGAUUCCCUCUCACUCACUGUGGCACCACAGUCCAGGUGGCUGGCAACCAGCUCAUCUAUGAGAACCAGCUGGUGUCUGACAUCGAUGUCCAAAUGGGACCCCGGGGCUCCAUCACAUGGGACAGCACCUUCCGGCUUCAUGUCCGCUGUAUCUUCAACGCCAGUGACUUCCUGCCUGUCCAGGCCUCCGUCUUCCCACACCCGCCGCCUGGCCCUGUGACCCAGUCUGGCCCCCUGAGGCUUGAGCUUCGGAUUGCCAAGGACAAGACCUUCAGCUCCUACUAUGGGGAGGAAGACUACCCCGUCUUGAAGCUGCUCCAGGAGCCGGUCCACGUGGAGGUCCGGCUCCUGCAGAGGACAGACCCUAGCCUGGCCUUGGUGCUGCACCAGUGCUGGGCCACGCCCGGCACCAACCCCUUCCAGCAGCCUCAGUGGCCCAUCCUGUCAGACGGGUGUCCUUUUGACGGCGACGGCUACAGAACCCAAAUGCUGACCUUGGACGGGACCACACUGCCCUUCCCAUCUCACUACCAGCGCUUCACUGUGGCCACUUUCGCCUUUCUGGACAAGGGCUCCCACAGGGCCCUCAGGGGACCGGUCUACUUCUUCUGCAGCGCUUCUGCCUGUCACCCCUCGGCGCUGGGGACUUGCUCUACGCCGUGUAGCUCUGGGACUUCCAGACGGCGACGGUUCUCGGGUCACCACAACGCUUCCAGGCCCCAGGACAUUGCGAGUUCUCCAGGGCUGGUGGGCUUUGAGGACUCUAGCGGACAGGAGCCUACACUGGGGCCCACAGGCUCCACCAGGAACUCCAACUCCAAGCUACUCCUCUGGGUGAUCCUGCUGCUGCUGGCUGUUGCCCUGGUCCUGGUGGUCAGCAUCUUCAUGGGCCUGAGCCAGGCCUGGGCCCAGAAGCUCCAGGAAAGCAGCAAAGGGUGA
Messenger RNA from Trichechus manatus latirostris (Florida manatee), 1905 nucleotides. It is a transcript of the gene ZP1, whose product is annotated as zona pellucida glycoprotein 1. Gene Ontology annotation, molecular function: acrosin binding; structural constituent of egg coat. Gene Ontology annotation, cellular component: egg coat. The transcript has 12 exons. Gene Ontology annotation, biological process: prevention of polyspermy; binding of sperm to zona pellucida. The record is from RefSeq and is a predicted model, not a curated record. The coding region runs from base 1 to 1905 and encodes 634 amino acids. Lineage: Eukaryota; Metazoa; Chordata; Mammalia; Sirenia; Trichechidae.